GCAUUUUUGCUAUUGUUAUGCAUUUUGUACAUUUUCAUUCUGCAAUCUAUUGUUUUAUUAUCCGGGUACCUUUUAUCCGGUUAUCCCAUUAUCCGUGCAGCUCGGACCAGUACCAAUGAUAGCAAGAAAUAAAAGCCACAACAGGCAAUUAUACUAUUUGCUCAAGUUAUGCUCAAACAGAACAGAUUUAUUUUGCAAAGGGCAAAGAAAAUUAACAUCUUGCUUAACACACUAAACACUAAUAUUUAUCAAUAAACAGAUUUGUUUGAUCCGAUGAUCCGUGAUAUUCGUUUAUCCGGCAAUGGCUGUGUCCCGAUGAAGACGGAUAAUCGGCGUUCCACUGUAUAUGGUUCCAUGCGGCUCACGAAAAUAUCGUUUCUAAGUUUCAAGCCAAUGUCUCACCGUGUUUAUUAAAUAAAUCUGACAUUACAUUACAAAAAAAAACAGAUUCAGAUGGAUAAACAACAUUCAAAAAUAAAAGAAAAAAAAUUUGGCGUUCAUCUUUUCGGUUACAUAACUGACUGCUGAAAUUUGGUCGUUUUUUCAUGAAGAUAGAGUAUGAAGAGAUUGAUCGUGAAUGAGGUGUGAACGAGACAGUUUGAAAAAUUUCCUUAGUUUGACAUAAUUAAAAUUAAAAAACAUAAUUAAAAAGAUGUCUCCAGGCCAUGUCUACACGACGUGCUCGACCGUGAGCAGGCCAGAUAAGAAUUAAAAAGAGAACAUGCUUCCUUAAUCCAUACUGUUUUAUUUUUGUGUGUGUGAAUUUGCACACAUAUGACAAGAAAGUCAACCCGUAAAUCUUGCGUUUAUAUAUGUAGGUGUUACAUUCCAUGUAACCAUGGUUACAUUCCAAGCAACCAAUGACAUAUUCAGAACAUUUUUUGGCUAGCUGCCGCUAGGAGCAAAUUGUCAUGUUUUUUCUCGUUCUAUCAAACUAACCAAAGCGAAACAGCAUGAUGAUUUUGCUCGUUGUCUCGUUGAGUUGCGUCCAACAAUCGCAGUAGCAUGCGCAUAUCCGGUUAUUCAGGCCAGUGUACAAGAGGCAUUACCUUAAAAGUAAAGACGUCAAUUACUAACGGCCGAGUACAGAUUGGAGCAGCAGCACUUUUGGGAACAUGGCAAGUAACAAACGAAACACGUUCCAGCUGACCAAUAGCAACUUCCGAAUUGGGAUGUUUGUGAGUGCUCCUGGACAUCCAGUUGCUCUCGUUCUUGGUGAAUGUAACAACGGUCCGACACAUAAGAUCCUGUUGCUGUCCAGUGGGGAACUCGUAACGCAGCCCGUGGGGUUGUGUCGCAUCAUUGAGCCACCAGCAAAUCCCAAUCGCUCCAUUUUCAUGAAUAGACGGGUGCGUGUCACGAGCGGAGAAAUGGAGGGCGUGUACGGCGUGGUGCUUGGAAUCCACAAUGACCUAGCUUAUGUAUGUGCCUUGGAGGGUUUAGAAUUGGUCGGUAACACUCCAAGGAAUCCUACCGACGACGUCUGCUACUUCUUUGAAAAUGUGUCAUUCCUGAAAAUUGUGACAGACGAAAACCCGCCACGAAUGUGAAUGUCGGCAUGUGUAAUUUUACCAUUGUAAUGUAUUAUGCACUAAAGCACAAUUAGAAAAACUUGAACGAUCUGCGUACAGUGUUUUUAAUUCUAAUGCCAACACAUGGUGUAAUACUUUCGCAUGAAGUUUUGCGAACGCCAGUUACCAGGUAAGCAGUAGAAUCCUUUUCCUGCAAGUGUACAGAGGCAGUGAAUAAAAGUUUUAACUUUAUAUUUACCUCUAUAUUCAAACGAAUUAUCAGCAAUAAUUGUGCAAUACGAACCGUGUGAGCGUACAUCUUCUCUACCGACGUAUCACAAAUUGAUUAAUUCUUUCAUUUUAGAAAUAUUACUUACUAGCGCCUAUAAAGUGUGCUAGUGAAUCCGCGAAACGCGUCUAUCCGACUUUUAGAAAUGAAAAAUGAAUUGUUAAUUUAUUUCUAUUCUGCUGUUUACUUUAGAAACAUUUAGUUGAAAAUGCGUUAACCCUUCCUAGCGUUAAAACAAUUGCUUUCUUUUACGUGUUCACUUAAAAGGCUUUAAAGCUCAAAAUGUUACGAUGGAAACUUAAAUACUGGGUACCAUUUUACUAGUUUGGUGAUAAAACAAAUUGAUCGAUUCAACUAGCACUGCACGCUAUCCUUCUCAUCCGGCGCUAUCGUUU
Molecule: messenger RNA, 2195 nt
Organism: Anopheles funestus (African malaria mosquito)
Lineage: Eukaryota; Metazoa; Arthropoda; Insecta; Diptera; Culicidae
Exons: 2
Coding region: 1116-1550 (144 amino acids)
Source: RefSeq, a predicted model, not a curated record